AUGCCAGUGGAGGUGACCAAUGAGAUGCCGGCAGCAGCCAGGGCGGAGCUGUACAGGACUCAGAGCUGCUUGUUUAUCACAACCCGCAUCCUGGUGGUGGACCUGCUCACCAACCGGCUGCAGGCUCAUCAGGUGGCCGGCCUGCUGGUAAUGAAUGCGCACACGGUGACUGACAUGUCCGGGGAGGGCUUUGCCGUGCGCCUCUUCCGGCAGGGCAACCAGGGUGGCUUUGUCAGGGCCAUUUCAGACCAGCCGCAUGCCUUUGCUGCAGGCUUCAGCAAGCUGGAGAAGGUUAUGAAGGCUCUGUAUGUGCGCAAACUCUUCAUCUGGCCACGCUUUGAAGCCCACGUGAAGGACACUCUGAAUGAUCUGCCGAUUGAGGUGAUAGAGCUGGCACAGGAGAUGACACCUCCAAUGGUGGCUAUUUAUGACAGCAUCACUGAUCUGCUAGAUGUGUGCAUAAAGCACCUGAAGCGGUCCAACAAGAUUGACACAAGCGACUUUUCCCUUGAGGAGUGUCUCUUCCGCAGCUUUGACGAGAUUGUGCGCCGCCAGCUGGACUCUGUCUGGCACACCAUCACCCCUCAGACAAAGCAGGUUGUCAAUAAUCUUCGCACACUGCGGACGCUGGCAGAGUACCUGCUGUGCUUUGACGCCGUGACCUUCCUGUCUUACCUUGAAAAUCUGAGAGCGGGAGAGAGCGUCAACUCUGUGUGGCUCUUUCAAGAGGCAGCCCACACCAUUUUUGACCAAGCAAAGAAGCGAGUAUAUGAGCUGCAGCAAGCAUCCAGGAAUGCAGCAGCGGCCAAGAACGGCAAGCGCAAGAGGGCUGUGAGUAAAGACAUAGCUGAUGCUGGCGCAAGCAGCGAAGCUGUGGAAGUGGUGCCCACGCUGGAGCCCUUGCCCAAAUGGGAGCUUGUCAAAGAGAUCGUGCAGGCGCGGACAUGCCAGCAGCUGCGGGACGUGCUGCAGUCAGACGUCCAGCCCGUCAUGCAGCAGCUCUUCAAUGACUACCUGCUGACGCGCCUGGACGCACGCAAGACAGCCGGCAAAGGAAAGUCCGGCGGCGGCGGCACUGAAUCUGCGUCUGCCGGGGGCGGCGGCCGCGGCGGCAGGGGUCAAGGCCGAUUUGGGCGUGGCAGAGGCAGCGACAGGUUGGAUGCGGUGCGAGCGGCGCGCACAAGAAACAAUCCGAAGGAGGAGCAGGCUCUGCUGGACGAGGCGCGCGCGCUUGCGGCCACGGCAGCCGCCAAGGACAAGGCGGCCGAUGCUGAAGCAGCAGGGAAGGAUGGCUAUCGUGGGGAAUCUCCGCAACCUCAGGCGGCCCCAGGCAGCGCUGCUGAUGGCGAAUCUGCCCAGGGCAACAGAGAGCAAGCUUCAGAGGACGACCAAGGCCAGCCACCUGGGCAGGGCGCAGCUGACAGCCCGAUGCUGCAGGGCGUGAAGUUCCACGCGCUGGAGAGCAGGAAUGACGCCGUGCUUUGGGACGUGCAGCCAUCCUUCGUGGUCAUGGUGGACUCUGAUGUGGCCUUUGUACGCCAGCUGGAGGUGUAUGCGGCAGGCAGGGGCAAGGCGCCGCUGCGGGUGUACAACCUGCGCUACAAGGACAGCUUUGAGCAGGACCGCUACAUGGCGGCGCUGCAGCGGGAGCAGCGCGUCUUCGAGGACCUCAUCCACUCCAAGGGCCACAUGGUCCUGCCAGAGCUCGGCCAGGACCUGGCACUGUUGAGGGCGGAGCCGAGGGAGGGAGUCCUGCAGCCGGGGGUGGAGGAGGCCAUCCCGGGCAUGGUGCCGGCUGCCAACGCGAUCACGCGCCGCGGGGGCAUGAUGCAGCCCAAGAGCCGGCAGCCGCGCAAGCUGGUUGUGGAUGUGCGCGAGUUCAUGAGCUCGCUGCCCUCCGUGCUGCACCAGCAGCACAUGGAGGUUAUCCCAGUUACCCUCGAGGUGGGGGACUAUGUGCUGUCGCCGGAGAUGUGUGUGGAGCGAAAGUCGCUGUCCGAUCUGCGGCAGUCAUUCCUGUCGGGGCGGCUAUUCCAUCAGGCGGAGUCUAUGUCCAAGCACUACAAGACGCCCAUCCUGCUCAUCGAGUUCGAGCGCGACAAGGCCUUUGCGCUGCACGCCACCUCUGAGAUCGGCAGUGACAUCAAUAGCAACACUCUGGGCAGCAAGCUGGUGCUGCUGUCGCUGCACUUCCCGCGCCUGCGCAUAAUCUGGAGCCGAUCCCUGCACGCCACCGCCGACCUCUUCCGUUCCCUCAAGGCCAACCAGGACGAGCCCGACGCUGCAGUAGCCGCCCUUGUGGGGGUGCCGGUGGGCGCGGAUGGGCUGCCAGCAGGGGGAGGCUCAGAGUCGGUGGUGAACACAGCCGCAAUCGAUGUGCUGCGGCGGCUGCCAGGAGUGACAGAGGCCAACUUCCGGCCGCUCAUGGCGGCUGCCGGGAGCCUGGCCGGCCUGGCAGAGCUGCCGCUGGAGAAGCUGGCGGAAGUCAUGGGCAGCCAGGCAUCUGCGCGGAAGCUGCGCGACUGGCUGGAUGCCAUCUGCCCCAUCCAGCGGUGA
Coccomyxa subellipsoidea C-169 is the source of this 2556-nucleotide messenger RNA. RefSeq lists its product as hypothetical. Gene Ontology annotation, molecular function: damaged DNA binding; single-stranded DNA binding; single-stranded DNA endonuclease activity. The coding region runs from base 1 to 2556 and encodes 851 amino acids. Gene Ontology annotation, biological process: nucleotide-excision repair involved in interstrand cross-link repair; resolution of meiotic recombination intermediates; double-strand break repair via homologous recombination. The transcript has 14 exons. Lineage: Eukaryota; Viridiplantae; Chlorophyta; Trebouxiophyceae; Coccomyxaceae. The record is from RefSeq and is a predicted model, not a curated record. Gene Ontology annotation, cellular component: nucleotide-excision repair factor 1 complex.